Messenger RNA from Closterium sp. Naga37s-1, 6264 nucleotides. Lineage: Eukaryota; Viridiplantae; Streptophyta; Zygnematophyceae; Desmidiales; Closteriaceae. The record is from the annotation of a GenBank genome assembly.
AUGCGGACGCUACCAUCCUCCCAGCAUUCGCCAGCCUUUAGAGCCCGGCCCGCUAGUUCUCCCACUCCCCAUCUAAACGCCGGGAAUAUUGCAUCCGAUGCUGUCGACUCGGCGAAUGCAGCUGCUGCAGCAUCUACUGCCAACGGUGCCGCAGCUUUUGUCGCUACUAGAACCAGCGUCUCCGCGCGCUCCGCUUCCGCCACGACCUGCUGCUCCGCGCCUGCAGGGCCCCCGCCUGCACCCUCCGCGACUUCCGCUUCCGCCCAUUCAGAUUCCGCCCACGCCGUUUCCGCCCCUUCCGCCUCCGCCGCAGCCCCGAAGGAGCUGCACAUUGGCGGCUACCGCGUGCUGUUCCCCCACACCCCAUACCCUCCGCAAAUACAGCUCAUGGCUAAGAUGAUCUCCGCGCUCGACGCCUCCCUCUCCCCCCACGCGCUCCCCCGCGCCCAACCCCACGCCCCUCCGCCCGCGCGCGCGCGUAUGGGCAGCACGAACGCGCUGCUCGAGUCCCCCACGGGCACGGGGAAGACCCUCGCGCUGCUGUGUGGCGCUGGCGUGGCAGAAGCGCGCCAAGGAGGACCCCGCGCGGCUCGCGCAGGCGCACGCGGGGGGUGCGGGGAUUGCGGGGGCACGGGUAUGGGAGAGGGCGCAGGCGAGGAGGGAGGUGAGCCGGAGAAUGGUGGAGGAAGCGCGGAGGUAGAGAUGGAAGGACAGGGCCACGUGCAGCAGAAGGGGCAGCAGGGCGGGCAGAAGCAGGGGAAAGCAGCCCAGAACGUGCCGGCUGCUCACUUCCCCAGGAUCUUCUAUGCCUCGCGCACGCACAGCCAGAUGUCGCAGGUGGUGCGGGAGCUGCGCAAGAGCAGCUGCUCAAGUUCUGAGACGUCUCAACCCCACCCUCUCCCCACCCUCCCCUUCCCUCCUCUCCCGCCCCCCCUUUUUUUCGCCCGCCCAUCCUGCCCCUCUGACCGCAGGCGCACGCACAGCCAGAUAUCGCAGGUGGUGCGGGAGCUGCGCAAGAGCAGCUACUCGCCGCCUUGUGAGCCGUCUCAGAAACACCCCCUCGUCCUCCUUCCCCCUCUCUCCCCGCCCUCCCCUCUUGCGCCACCGCAGGCGCACGCACAGCCAGAUAUCGCAGGUGGUGCGGGAGCUGCGCAAGAGCAGCUACUCGCCUACCAUGACCAUACUUGUGCGUGCACCCACGGCUUGUGCAGGUCUGCCAUCCUCUCGCUCGUGACUCCGGUCCUUGUGUGUAUCUCGGCCUUCUUCAUCUCCCAUGCCAUCUGCCAUGCCUUCUUCAUCUGCCAUGCCUUCUUCAUCUGCCAUGCCUUCUUCAUCUGCCAUGCCUUCUUCAUCUGCCAUGCCUUCUUCAUCUGCCAUGCCUUCUUCAUCUCCCAUGCCAUCUGCCAUGCCUUCUUCAUCUGCCAUGCCUUCUUCAUCUGCCAUGCCUUCUUCAUCUGCCAUGCCUUCUUCAUCCGCCAUGCCUUCUUCAUCUGCCAUCUAUCUCAGCAAGGCUCUUUUAUCCCCGGGCCUCAGGCACUGACUGCAUUUUCUUCCGAUAACUUGCCUCCCUUUUCUUUCCCUUCUCUCUUGUCUGUCCUCCUCUUCCUCUUCCUCGUCCUCGUUUCCUUCCUUCCCCGCUUUCCCACCCUCUCAUGCUUCAUCUCGUCUCUCUUCGUCCCUCCCACACUCCACUUCUCUCACAACUACGCCGAUCUGAAGGGCCAUCCGUCGCUGCAGCCCGGAGGGCCCCUGGCAGUGCACGAUGUGGAGGACUUAGUGAAGCUGGGGAGGCGCACCAAAGUGCACGAUGUGGAGGACUUAGUGAAGCUGGGGAAGCGCACCAAAGGGUGCCCGUACGUUGCAGCGCGCGCAGCAGCAGCGGAGGACGUGGAUGUGGUGAUGCGUCCAUACCAUACAACUACAUGCUGUCUCUCAUGGUGCGGCGCAGCAUGGUGCCUCAACUGCGUUGGCGUUAGGUGCCCGUACUAUGCAGCGCGAGCAGCAGCAGAGGACGUGGAUGUGGUGAUGUGUCCGUACAACUACGUGCUGUCUCCCAUGGUGCGCCGCAGCAUGGACAUUCGUCUGGACGGCAGCAUUCUCAUCUUCGACGAGGCACAGUUGAGUCAGCUAGCACGAGAGUUACAAGCACUAGCCACGCCACCAACCCCUGUCAGACUACCACGCAUGCUUGGACAGCCGGCAGCAGAUGGCAGGCGGAGAGGAGGGAAAGGAAGAGGUGGCGAGGGGGAGAGUGGUAUUGUAGGGCCAGAGGAGGGAGGAGAGGGAGGAGUGGGAGAGGACGACUGGCUGCCCAUUCCCACUGAGGCCUAUGCCAGAGUCUACGCCCCCUUGGCAGAUGCUAUCACUGCUCUCUCAGAGUGGCUGAAUCAGCAGUGCCAGCGGUUGCUUGCGCAACAGAAGCAGAAGCGGGGGAGGAGUGGCUCCAAGGCUUCUUUUCAGAGCAGCAAUCCGUCAGAUGACGCUAUUGUGCCAGCAGAGCGUAUCACCAGUAAGUCUCCCUCUCUCCAUCUGCCGCACCACAAGCCCAGGGACCAGAUUCUCGUCUCCCUGUCUCUCGCAGGCUUUCCGCUGGCCCACUUCCCACUGCUGCUGCAGUGCUCCAAUAAGGCUCUGAGUCUGGCGCGCAAUGACAAGGCGGUGGGCUUCCAGGUGUCUGCCAAGGGUUGUGCUCUUAUGGACGGGCUCUUCACGACGCUCUCUUUCAUCCUCACCGAUGGCUGCAAGGCCCUGCCAGACUAUCGCAUGCUCGUGCACGCACCCACUGCUGCCCCAGCAUCGGCUGCUGCUGGUGGUGUUGCUGUUGCUGGGACAGACACAGACGGCAAAGCUGCAGGGCAGGGAGAGGAGAAGCAGAAGCAGCAGCAGCAGCAGCAGCAGCAGCAGCAGCAGCAGCAGCAGCAGCAGCAGCAGCAGCAGCAGCAGCAGCAGCAGUGGCGAUUCUCCUUGUGGUGCCUCAACCCCGCUGUUGCGUUCCGAUCAGUAGCUUCGGCCUGUCGUACCAUUGUGCUCACGUCCGGCACGCUAUCUCCCACAGAGUCCUUCGCAUCAGAGCUAGGAAUCGACUUCACAUGCACCAUGGAGGGCAUGCACGUUGUUGACUCCGCCACCCAGGUGUGCUGCCACUCACUACCGCUUACUACCACUCACUGCCACUCACUGCCUCUCACUACUACUCACUGCCACUCACCACCAUCACCACCACUCACCACCACUCACUGCCACUCACUGCCGCUCACCACCACUCACUGCCACUCACUGCCACUCACUGCCACUCACUACUACUACCACUCACUGCCAGUCACUACCACUCACUACCAUUCAAUACCACUGGAUGCCACUCGCUACCGUCCCUCCUCCCUGUCCAGUCUCUCCCCUUCCCUCCUCCCUACCGCUCCCACUCUCCCCCUUUCCAGGGGCCCCUCAGGCCUCAGCCUCAACGCCAGCUACGCCAAUGCAUGCUCGCCUGCCUUCCAGGACGAGUUAGCAGAGGCGCUGCUGCUGAUACUGGCAGCGACGCCAGGGGGGGUGCUGCUGUUCCUGCCGUCCUUCUGGCUCUUGGACGCCCUCUCUGCUCGCUGGAAGGCCACUGCUGCAUGGCACCGCCUCUCCUCCAUUAAAAAGAUCUUCACUGAGCCCAGGGGAGUGGAGAAGCUAGAAGGGGUGUUAACGCGGUACAGGCGGGAAGUGCAGCAGAGUGCGACCAAGCCAUGGACCCCCUUGGCGGUACCACAGCAUUCCGCUGGAGCAGCAGCAGGGGGCGCACGAGAGGAGGCAUCUGCUGCAGCAGCUGAGACAUCGGAUGUGGAAGAGGGAGGGAAGGGGAGGGGGGUGCGAUGGAGAGUGGGUGGGGCCGCAGGGGGGAAAGGCAGAGGAAGCAAUGGAGCCAUGCUGAUGGCCGUGUGCCGCGGCAAGCCUGGCUGGCACUCGAAACGACUUGUGCUGCCAGAAUCCCAAACGCCUUUCUCUUUUGGAACCAUGGUCUGCUCUCUCUCCUCGAAAUCCCGUCACGCUGCCGUUACUGUUGUCGACUGCGACACUGCCGAACUCUUUUGCCGUCUCCCUCCCCUUCUCUCUCUUCUCCUCUCCCUCCUUUCCUCCUCUGUCUUCACCUGCCCCCUUUCCUCCUUCAGCCCCUCCUCUCUCGUCCUAGACGCAUCCACAGUCGUCAUCCGCUCGCACUAUUCCCUUCAUCCUCCCAUCCAUCUCCCCUUCUUCCUUCCAGUAAGUGUCUCCAGGCACUGGCAGGGGGAAGAAAGCGGUCGGUGCAUCCGCCAUCGGUACGACUAUGGAGCCAUCAUCCUGCUGGACGAUCGCCUGCUCUCGCCGCUCCUGCAGCAGCAGAUGCCCCGGUGGUUGCGCUCCCAGCUGUGCGUGCAUGCCACCCCCUCUGCUGCCUCCGCUUCCCUCUCUGCGUUCUUCACCCAGGCUAAGCCCCACCUGCAGCAGCAGAUGCCCCGGUGGCUGCGCUCUCAGCUGCUGUGCGUGCAUGCCAACCCUUCUGCAGCCUCGUCUGCCCUCUCUGCGUCCUUCACCCGGGCUAAGCAACUGUAUCCCACACCAUCCACACAGACCAAGGCAGGCGUCCCUAGCAAGGGAGGCACAGCCAGGCCAAUAUCCGAGGUGCCUCCGAAUGCCAAGUCAGGCGAUUUAGGCUGGAAUGUCACUGCCAGGCCAGUGGUUGAGGGGCCUCAAUCUACCAUGGCUGGUGUUUCAAGCAAUGGUGUGACGGCCACAGUGACUGGCUUUCAGUGUGCACAGUCAGACAGGCAAGGUGGAGUGGGGGGAGGAGGGGGAAACGGGGGGAAAGGGGGAAAAGGGGGAGGACGAAGGGAAAGAGAGGGAAGGGGGGCGGUUGAGAGGGAUUCCAUGCACGCAUAUGGUGUGGAGGGAGAGGAGAUGGGUAAAGAGAGGGACGGGUAUGUUAAGGAGGAAAAGGAAGAAGAGGAGGGAGGAAAUGGCAUAGAAAAGCCGAACCUCUCACACUCUCUGCCAAAGCCCCUUAAACCCGCCUCCCCUCACUCCUCAUCACCCCCUCCCCACCCCUCUUCCCUCUACCCCUCACACACAACCCACCACACACCUCCCCCAAACCUAAACUUUUCUGCUGCCUCCUCUCAUCCCUCACCCCCUCUUCCUCUCCUCACCUCCCACUGCACCCAACCUCUCCCUUUACCCCCCUCACCGCAACCAUCCUCCCUCACCUCCCACCCGUCCCAACCUUCCCCCUCCCAUCCUUCCCUGCCCCUUUUCUCCCCGCACCCCGCCUCCUCUUCCUCCCCUGAUGCCUCUCAGCCCCCUGCAUCCCGCCCUUCGCCCCACCUCCGGCGUCAGUCUUCCCGCCGCCCCUCCCCUCUCAGUCCCUUGCUCUCUCACAGGCGUGCAAGCAUGAGGGCUCGGCUGGAGUCGUUUCUGGGGGAUAGGGAGGAGGAGGGGGAGGGCAAAGCGGAAGGGGAAGGGGAAGGGGAAGGGGAAGGGGAAGGGAAAUGGGAGAGGGAAGGGGAGGGGAAAGGGGAGGGAAAAGGGGAGGGGAAGGGGGGCGGGGAGGGCCGGGGGCAGCAGCGUGGGGCGGAUUCAGCCUGUGAGAGGGGGGAAGAUAGAUUGGCUGGGAUGGGUGGUUCAUAUGGAGUAAGGAGAGACGUGCUGUCAGACGUAGCGGGCAGAUACGACGGAGCAGGCAGAAUGGGUGUGGAAAAUCAGGCGGCAAGAGGGCGUGACGGGUGUGGCUUGAGGGCGAGUCAGACGGAACUCUAUACGGCUGUCACUGGAGAGGGUGUGAAGAAGAGAGAGAGUUGUGAUGAGGUAAAGGAUAUGGAUAGAAGAAGCAAGAUGGAGGGGCGUCUAGAAGUCAAAGGGAAGGGAGGAGGGAAGUGCAGAGAAGAGAGGGGCGCAACGAGUUUGGCACAGGCAUGCCGAUCGGGAUGGACGGAGAGAGAAGAGGAGAGAGAUGCAGUUGAUCGGAGUGAGGCUAUGCGUGGGGAGGCGGCGGGAAGUAGUCGGAAGAGGGAACGGCGAUGGGAAGUGGAGGAGGGCGGCGGUGAUGGGGGCAUGGACGCUAUUCGGCGUGUGCUGGGGUUUGAGGAUAUGGAAUCAGUGGUGGUGGUGGUGCAGGCAUGUGGGGAGGAUAGCUGCGGCUUUUCGGUUGGAGGAAAGGAAGGGAGCUGUGGGGGGGCUGAAGCGCCCUGCACAGUGCUUCACUGCCUGCGCCUCCAACUGCCACCCCUGCAUGCUACCCCACCAGCCUAG